AUGGCUGCCUCCCACCUUCUCAUAUGUUUCUGUGUCACGGCAGGAAAGAAUGGAGAAGAUCUAGGAGUUGAUGAACAGCAGAUAGUCGUAUUUGUCUCUCUACUUUUCGAUGUGACAAAUUGUAAGGUAAUCGCCGUCCAACAUCAAUAUGUCCGGCCACAGCCAACAGAAUUGUCAGAAACCGUCCUUACUGAGGAAUGUAAACUGGAGACAGGACUGGAUGAGGAUGUUAUAAAGAAUUCUCAGCCCCUUGAACACGUACUUGAUGAGUUCGAAAGAUUUCUCUCCGCAAAAGGAGUACAUCCGGAAAAUGGCGGAAAAUCGUUUUGUCUACUAACUGAUGGACAGUCACAUCUACGUCAGUGUCUUCACCCAGAGGCUAGCAAUAAGAAUGUCUCCAUACCCAGCUAUUUUAACAAAUUCUUUGAUCUAAGGAAACAGUUUAGAAAAUUUUACAAAACGGACAAUAUACACAACAUCAAGUCAAUGGUGGAUUAUCUAGGAUUACAGGAAGACCAUUCUGUAGAGUAUGGUGUCCGACAAGUCCAGGAAAUGGCCGGAAUAGUGCAACGACUCAUCAAUGAUGGUCACACAUUUGUCGAGCCUGACGUCAUUAAUGAACGACUGGAGCCAGGGAUUUGCUCUAAAACUGAUAUUGUUGACGACAAUUCUGUUGUACGAGCACGUGGUUUGCCAUGGCAGUCAUCAGACCAAGACAUUGCACGGUUCUUCAAGGGACUCAAUAUAGCCAAGGGAGGUGUGGCCCUUUGUCUCAGCCCCCAGGGCCGGAGGAAUGGGGAAGCCCUAGUAAGAUUUCAGGAUGGAGAACACCGGGACUUAGCUCUAAAACGGCACAAACAUCACAUUGGCCAGAGAUACAUCGAGGUGUACAAAGCGUCAGGAAAAGACUUUGUGGACGUGGCUGGAGGAAGUAACACUGAGGCACAGGCUUUCCUUUCGCGUGGUGGACAGGUCAUCAUUCGCAUGCGUGGACUUCCUUUCACGUCGACUUCACAACAAGUGCUAGAAUUCUUUGCAAGAGAACCCAAUCCGUGCACAGUUUUGGAUGGCGAGGACGGGAUCCUAUUUGUUCACUACCCAGAUGGACGAUCAACUGGAGACGCCUUUGUGCUCCUGGCCUCAGAAGACGAGGCUUGCAAUGCCCUUAAAAAGCACAGAGAGAUAAUGGGAACUCGCUACAUAGAACUAUUUAAAAGCACAACGGCCGAAGUGCAACAGGUUCUGAACCGCAGUAUGGACCCACGCAAUCCAGAACCUCUAGAGACGCAGUUGCCGCCACUGAUUGCCCAAAUACCCCAACAGGCGGCUCUGCCUUACAUUCCCCAGAAUCUGAUCACGAGUGGCACAAAGAGAGAUUGUGUGAGAUUGCGCAAUCUGCCAAGUGUUGCCCAGGUGACAGAUAUUUUGAAUUUUCUAGGAGAAUUUUCACAGUUCAUCGUCUACCAAGGAGUUCAUAUGGUUUAUACUGCCCAGGGAGAACCUUCUGGCGAGGCCUUCAUUCAGAUGGAUUCAGAGGAGGCUGCACAACUCACAACACUGAACCGAUACAAGAAAGCAAUGGUUUUUGGUCAGAAGAAAAGGAUUAUUGACGUAAUCCAGUGUUCUGGGGAAGAUAUGAACCUUGUACUCACCAGUGGUAUAAGUAGCUUCCCUCCUGCUCUUCCACCUGCCACCCUGGCUCCCCAGCCGCCACCUACCCAGCUUGUACAGCGCCAGCUCAUUUCUCCAGCUCUACAUCCUGCCCCAACCAUGAUUCCGACGUCGGCGUUGACCACCCCUACGCUGCCAUAUGCCCACUUGCCACAGCCGUUCCAGGCGACCUUUCCACCAGCUGCCGUGACACCAAUACCACCACGACCGACUUAUUAUCCGCCAAUAAUUUACUGGUACCCUAGCCCUCCUAUUUCUCCACAGACUAUAGUUUCACACACUUGCCCUGUCGUCUUGCGAGGCCUCCCUUUUAACACCUCCAUGCAAGAUUUAAUGGCCUUCUUCAAUGGCUUUCCAGAGGUAACACCUGAAAAUAUACAGAUUCAGGCUCUACCAGACGGCAGACCUAGCGGAGAGGCUGUUGUGACAUUCAUGACACGCGGUGAAGCUGAACGUGCAAUAAUUCAACUGAAUAAACACACCAUUGGAAACUGUGUCAUUGACCUAUUUCUCGUGUGAUAACCAGUGCAUUCGGACAUUUCCUGA
Molecule: messenger RNA, 2217 nt
Organism: Ylistrum balloti
Lineage: Eukaryota; Metazoa; Mollusca; Bivalvia; Pectinida; Pectinidae
Product: epithelial splicing regulatory protein 1-like
Exons: 13
Coding region: 1-2190 (729 amino acids)
Biological process (GO): regulation of RNA splicing
Cellular component (GO): nucleoplasm; ribonucleoprotein complex
Molecular function (GO): mRNA binding; 3'-5'-RNA exonuclease activity
Source: RefSeq, a predicted model, not a curated record